Bactrocera oleae (olive fruit fly) is the source of this 1344-nucleotide messenger RNA. The record is from RefSeq and is a predicted model, not a curated record. NCBI's taxonomy places the organism in Eukaryota, Metazoa, Arthropoda, Insecta, Diptera, Tephritidae.
GGCGCGGAAAAGCUGUAUAAAGGCGAAAUUGCAGAACCAAUUUCAGUUUGUCUUUCGCCUUGCAGCUGUGAGUUUCUAUUUGGGGAAUAUUUGUGAACAAGUGAGCUUGUGUUAGAAAAGUGUAUAUUUAAAUGUAGUGAUGUCAUCGUAAUUGAUAUAUGUAUUUAAUUCAAGAAGCUUUCGAUGCUCAUCCAAAAUAUUUAGCGUUUUGCUCUACUAGCUUGGAAAAAGACAGCGUCUUCAAGAGUUUAGUUUUUUCGCUAUGUGCAGAUUCUAUUCAUACAAAAUGCUGACGUUUCAAUAUGUUCUACUUUGCUUUGACAUCCAUAUGUAUUUACUUAUGUAUGGUACAUAUAAAUACAUUUGUUUGCAAUGUUGAUUAAAAAAAAAAAAAAUUCCGAAGCUGUGUCGGCAAAAAAAGAAAUUAAUGUAUUGUAUAUACAUAAAUGUAUGUAUAUGUAAAUAUGUAUGUAUGUCUAAUGUGAUACUUAAAUUUCAAACAGCUGUUAUUGUAAAAAUGUAAUUUUGCCGGAUUCCAAUUGGAUUUUUAUGAACUGUUUAUUUAGAGAUUUAGGCGAAUCUACACAACAUAACAAUGGAUUUUUAUUACUUGCCCGGUUCUGCACCAUGCCGUUCAGUACUUUUGACUGCCAAGAAUCUCGGCAUCGAAUUGAAUAAGAAAUUAUUGAAUUUGCAAGCUGGUGAGCAUUUGAAACCUGAGUUCUUGAAGAUCAAUCCACAGCAUACUAUUCCCACUUUGGUGGACGAUGGCUUCGCUUUAUGGGAAUCUCGUGCUAUUCUUGUGUACUUGGUCGAGAAAUACGGCAAGGACGAUACCCUUUUCCCUAAGUGCCCCAAGAAGCAAGCUGUCGUAAAUCAACGCUUAUACUUCGACAUGGGCACCCUGUACAAGUCUUUCGCCGACUACUACUACCCACAAAUCUUCGCCAAACAACCUGCUGAUCCUGAAAUGUACAAGAAGAUUGAAAUCGCUUUCGAUUUCCUCAAUACUUUCUUAGAAGGCAGCAACUAUGUGGCUGGCGAUCAAGUGACCGUGGCUGAUUUAGCUAUUUUAGCUACAGUAUCAACCUUCGAUGUUGCUCAAUUCGAUUUCAGCAAGUAUGCCAAUGUUGCCAGAUGGUACGAAAAUGCUAAGAAACUUCCAGGUUGGAAAGAGAACUGGGAGGGUUCUUUGGAAUUCAAGAAAUUCUUUGACUAAAUGCUAUAUAAAUGAUAAUUGCUAAUGCUGUUAUUGUAUGGAAUUUGCGUUUUGUGUAAAUUGUGAUUUAUGUGAUUUCUGCACAUGUUUUAGUAAUAAAAAUUUAAUUGAAAACAACGUAGAAA